Molecule: messenger RNA, 3552 nt
Organism: Acyrthosiphon pisum (pea aphid)
Lineage: Eukaryota; Metazoa; Arthropoda; Insecta; Hemiptera; Aphididae
Gene: CARPB
Product: Carbonic anhydrase-related protein B
Exons: 11
Coding region: 331-1305 (324 amino acids)
Biological process (GO): one-carbon metabolic process
Molecular function (GO): zinc ion binding; carbonate dehydratase activity
Source: RefSeq, a predicted model, not a curated record
GUUGUAGUCGCACGGCGUCCGCCGCGUCACUCAAUCGGCCCUUGCGCUCCGACACGCGCGCGACGCCGCCGCUGACGAACACACCGACGACGAUCACGACAAGAGAGUCGUAUCCGCCCGGCGCUUACGGGCCCCCCCGUCGUCGUCGUCGUCGUACACCAUUAUUAUAGACGUGUCUCGCCGAGACGGAAUUUUUUCUUGCAAUUCGCUCUCGCACACACACCUAAACACACACACAAACGACAAAGUAUUAUACGCGCGCGCCAAGUCGCCGCCGUCGACGACGACGCCGUCGCGGGUCCCGCAACCUUUGUAUAUUCAUAUUCUCGGAUGAUUUCAUCUGUGGCUAUGUUACCAUCAAUUUUGGCGGUCGGAAUUUUUCUACAAACGCUCAUCCCAGUUUUGUCCACGGUUAGCUGGGAAGAUUGGUGGACAUACGAUGGUAUAUCAGGACCAGCAUUCUGGGGCCUGAUAAACCCCGAGUGGAGCCUUUGCAACAAGGGUCGACGACAGUCGCCCGUGAACUUGGACCCGGAAAAAUUGCUCUACGAUCCCAACUUGACCGAGCUGCACGUGGAUAGGCAACGGGUGGACGGUAUGAUAUGCAACACCGGUCACAGCGUUAUGUUCUAUCUAGAGAAUGGAACUAAAAAUCACAUAAACAUAACCGGAGGACCGCUGUCGUACAAAUAUCAGGUGUACGAGAUACAUAUACACUACGGUCAGCAAGACGAAAUGGGUUCCGAACACUCGAUCAACGGUUAUUCGUUUCCGGCAGAGCUUCAGAUAUUCAGUUUCAACUCGCAGCUGUUUGCCAACUACUCGGACGCGGUACAGAGAUCGCAUGGAAUCGUCGUACUUUCGUUACUAUUACAGCUUGGAGAUUUAUCAAAUCCAGAAUUACGGAUACUCACCGAUCAUUUGGACAUGAUCAAAUAUAGUGGUGACGAAGUUCCUGUGAAACGAUUGUCAGUCGCCGAUCUGUUGCCCGCCACCCAUUACUACAUGACGUAUGACGGCUCUACCACGGUCCCCGCGUGUCACGAAACCGUUACCUGGUUAAUACUAAACAAACCAAUCUACAUCACUAAACAGCAAUUGUACAGUUUGCGGGGCCUGAUGCAGGGCAGCAAGAAGAACCAAGGUAUAGCGCCGCUGGGCAACAAUUUCCGACCACCUCAACCGCUGCACAAUCGGCUGGUGCGCACCAAUAUCGAUUUCAACCUGAGAAAGGACGAUGAGAAAUACUGCCCGAGCAUGCACAAAGACGUAUACUACAAGGCCAACGACUGGAAACCGCACUAAUAACGUAUCUACCUACGCAUAAACAACACGCGGCGGUGGCUGCCGCCGUCGUCGUCGUCACUCAUCCGUCUAAACAACAACAAAUGCACCGUCGUCGAGCGACCAGGACGAUGACGGCGACGACGACAUUCCAGUAUACAUCGCAUGUUAUGAUAUUAUUAUUAUGAUAUUAAUAUUGUGUAAAAUAAAUUAUUUAAUUAAGUAUAAAAAUAACUGAGAAAAAAAAUGGCAAGCCAAAAAACUACAAAAAAAAAACCGACUCUAAGAUUCUCAGAAGUCUCUCUCUUUCCUUCCUCCCCCCCCCCCCACUCUCUAACACUAUUUUCCCUCUAUUCCUAUUUUCCUCUUUAUCGCCAAGUCUCUCUCUUUCUUUCCUCUUAUUUCUAUUUUUUCUCUAUAGGUACCUCUAUCUCUCUCUCCGACUGUCUGAACUGAUUAAUUUUAGGCUCGAUCUCGCGCCCCUCAUUCCAACCUCUACGCACGAUGUAAUAAUAAUAAUAUUAUCCGUUCCGCCUUCAGUCUGUUUAGACGACAGUCGUAAUAGUAACUAAUAACAAUCAUAUACUCGAAAUGUAUAACGUCUUAUAUAUAUUUUUAAGGGAAAAAAAACCCACGCCGCUUUGCUCGAAAAUCGGUACUAUCUAUACCUACGAACAUUCAUCCGUAUUCUACCGGAUCGUGAGAGAAGACGAGACGAGGACCUAAGGGUCGGUUUUUUUGUGUUUUUCUUACAUUUUUUUUCUUCAGGGAUAAUAGUUUUAUUAAUAAUAUAUAUAAUAUAUAUACAUGUCUUCGGCUCGAUAUCGGGAGGUUCUCGGAAACAGAAUCUUUCGCAAUACGCGCGUUCCAAUAAUAUAACAGUAAUAUUACUACUGUUAUAAGGGAGUAAAACGAACGCACACGAAAACCCUCGAACGAAACAAUAAUAUACGUGUAGUGCAGCCAAUAAAAUAUAUAUAGUUGUACCUAUACUCCUCACCUACCCACUAACCCACCUACCCACCGACCUUGCCUACCUGCCUGCUCUACGAACGCCACCGACGACGACGACGACGACAACGACGACUUACGUAUAAAAAACGCUCUUGGUUUUUCCGGGCGUUUUAUAGAUUUUGCAUUAGGGCACGUUGUGUUUAUGGCACAUGAAAAUAUGUUUUUCCGUAUCGUAAUAUCGUACCGAAAUGUGUACUCGUCAUUACGCGGGAAUAUAAUAAUAUGCUCGCUCGAAUCGUAUUCCCUUACAGUAAUCUCAGACGUCAGCACAUAAUAAUAAUAAUACGCAAAUUGCGCGUCGAUUUUUUUGUUUUUUAAAUAAUUUUUUUUUAUUGUUAUUAUUAUUCCGCGAACGGCGCCGCACAAUAUUUCGUAUUUAACGCGGGUGUUUACAGCGUGUCGGGCGUGAGUUGAACGAUUUAAUUAUUUUUUCCUUCACAUUUAUCAUAAUCUAUAACAAUAAUAAUAAUAUAAUAUUAUAUUGGUAGACGGGUUUAUUUUUUCAUAAAAUAAAUUAUAUCGAACGAUUUUUUUUUUUGAAAAAUCACGUUAAUCAUAAUAAAUUCCACGUGAACCAAAACUUAACAUGAAAUUAUUAUUAUUUUAAUAAAAUUAUAUAAUACUAUGUAAUAUAAAAUUAUACCAUUACAAUAUCGUAUAAGUAUAGGUAGGUACCUAUUUAGGUGAUAUUAAUAGUAAUAACCUCACAUUCAUUAUAAUAACACUAUAUUUAUAAUAGCUGUUGUUUUCGAUGUAGGUGCCUAACUGUAUAUUGGAUAAAAACAAUAAAAUAAAUUACUAAAACAACUUUCCUGUUGAGUCUAUACUACAGACUUGGACUUCUAUAAUAUUAUACUCAUCUAUGGAGUUUUACGAGACUUUAGAGCCUGUUGAUAUCGAGCUGAUUUUGCACUGCGUUUAAAAAAAACAUAAUCAUCUCGUACAUAUACGCGAAUACAUUACACAUAUCUCCAUGAUUGUAAUAAUUUAUAUACUCAUAUUAUGUAAACAGUUAUUUCAGAGCACUCUUAAUUUUGACUGAAAUUCAAUUAAAACGUACUAUUAUUUUGCUAGCGACUUGAUUUUAUUGUAAUAUUAUUGUAAUAAUACAUAAAUUCAUACAUAAUAUACAUUAUACAUUAUUAUACAUUAUGCAUAUUAUUAUUAUAUGGAUGUCUGUAGUGUGUCAAGGUUCCUACAAUACGUUGUUAUCAUUAUUAGUGUAUUAAUAAACCUUUGACUAAGUGUUUUUGA